This is a messenger RNA of Prosopis cineraria, 2008 nucleotides long. RefSeq lists its product as uncharacterized. Gene Ontology annotation, biological process: mitotic cell cycle phase transition; regulation of cyclin-dependent protein serine/threonine kinase activity. Lineage: Eukaryota; Viridiplantae; Streptophyta; Magnoliopsida; Fabales; Fabaceae. Gene Ontology annotation, molecular function: cyclin-dependent protein serine/threonine kinase regulator activity. The record is from RefSeq and is a predicted model, not a curated record. The transcript is spliced from 5 exons. Gene Ontology annotation, cellular component: nucleus; cytoplasm; cyclin-dependent protein kinase holoenzyme complex. The coding region runs from base 1 to 1869 and encodes 622 amino acids.
AUGGACUUUGAUCCUGAUGAGUUUCCAUGCCAUGCCAGUCCAGAUAACGAAGUUGUAGAGCUCAAUUACUUUGCUCAAGAACUUGACUUCAUGCCCUUUCCAGACUUCUUGGACGAUCCCCAACUUCGUGACAUGAGAGCCGAAGCACUCACUAUAAUCGUUCAGUGUACGAUGGAUCGAAAUUACGAUGUAUAUGCUCCCUAUCUGGCCAUGAAUUACUAUGAUCGCUACAUUUCAAGGAACCCAAUGCCUUCGGGUAGAAGAAAUAAUUUCUACACUGCUAUAUGUUGUCUCGUCAUUGCUUUCAAGAUGAGGGACGACGACUUUUGUGUGACAGAUUUUAAGGAAGCUGAAGGACUAGAGCGCAUUGUUAGUCGUGCAACUCUGGAGAAAGUGGAGCGUGAGAUUCUCAAUGGAAUUAAUUGGCGACUGUGUUGUAUAACACCUUUCUCCUUUCUGCAAUAUUAUUACCCUAGAUAUAAAGAACUUGGAGGAUUCAAAUUGAGCUCCGUUACUAACAUCAUUUUCCAAGCUCAAACAGAUAACAACUUAGUUCGAUUUAGGCAUUCUGAGAUCGCAGCGUCAAGUUUAAUGGCCGCUACAGCAAUGGUGUACACCAAGGAAUUUCUCAAAGACUUUGUGAACGAUGUGGGCUGGUCACCCUGUGUCUGUGUGUGCGAGCUGAUACAAAUGAUUAGUGCCAAGAACAUUAUUGUUGAACGUGCUGAACCAAGGAGACUCAACAACGAUGAGGCAUCAACUUCACGCAAUAAUGGUAAUGAUGAUUCUCCAGAAGCAGCACCAGAUGAUGAACAAGCAAUUAUCCCUAAGAGACAUGGAAAGGAGGUUGCAUCAUCCAGUUCACAGAAUGAUCAUCAUCAUGAUUCUCUAACAUUCGAAGAUAAUGAUCGAGCAACUCUAAUAAGGAGUAGACCUGGACAAGAAGUUGCAUCAUCCAGUUCACAGAAUGAUCAUCAUCAUGAUUCUCUAAAAUUAGAAGAUGAUAAUCUAUCAACUCCAAGGAGAACUGCAAAGGAGGUUGCAUCAUCUAGUUCACAGAAUGAUCAUCAUGAUCCUCUGACAUUAGAAGAGGAUAAUCAAGCAAAUCUAAGGAGACCUGGAAAGGAGGUUGCAUCAUCCAGUUCACAGAAUGACCAUUAUACUUUAGGAGAUGAUAAUCAAGCAACUCCAAGGAGACCUGAAAAAGAGGUUGCAUCAUCCAGUUCACAGAAUGAUCAACAUGAUUCUCUGACAUUAGAAGAUGGUGAUCAAGCAACUCCAAGGAGACCUGGAAAGGAGGUUGCAUCAUCCAGUACACAGAAUGAUCAUCAUCAUGAUUCUCUAACAUUAGAAGAUGAUGAUCAAGCAACCUCAAGGAGACCUGGAAAGGAUGUUAUGGCAUUUGCUUCAGAGAUUGAUAACGACCCUUUAGCAGUAACAGAUGAACCAGAAUUUAUAAGGAGGGCUGGAAAGGAGGUGGUAACUGUCUCACAGUCUGAUUCUUCAGUAGCAGGAGAUGAUGAAAUAAUAGAAGACACAAUAAGCCUUCUAAAGGAGUUGGGAUUUACUUCAAUUACAACUGAUCCUUUCUUAACGUUCAGAGAUCAACCGGAAUUCCAAUGGAUACUUGAUUCUUCAGUAGAAAAUGAUGAACCUUUAGUGACAGAUCAACUAGAAAACCCCUGGGAAUCAUCUGGAAGUAUGAUGGCACUUCCUUCCCAGGGUGAUCCUUCAGAAAUCCCAUCGACAUCUGGAAGUAUGGUGGUAUUUACUUCCCAGGGUAAUUCUUCCGAAGUAACAGAAGAUCAAGAAAUCCCAUCAACAUCUGGAAGUCUGGUGGUAUUACUUCCCAGGGUAAUUCUUCAGUAGAAAAUGAUGAACCUUUAGUGACUGAUGAACUAGAAAAUCCAUGGGAAUCACCUGGAAGUAUGGUGGCACUUCCUUCACUGGGUGAUCCUUCAGAAGUAACAGAAGAACAAGAAAUCCCAAGGAGACCAGGAAAAGAGGU